ACGGAGCGAGAAGGUGACAGCUUGGGAUCUGCAAGACCCCUAGGAAAGCUGCAGCUGCUGGAGCUUGUGAGGAUCAAUACGAAGGGAGCUGCAAGUGCAACUGAGGCGCUACAUACGCUACCAUAGAGUAUAUAAAUGCUACAACUGCCCGCUGCAUAUCGUGAAAACAUUGGGGCAGCCAGCUUCCCUCGUCAAGUGAUCGCAAAAGGCCAGAGGUUCCCAGUCCGUGUGGUCUUCCAGCUCUCGUGACAAUGACCCGCAGGGCGCUCUCCGUCCUGCUCGCCGGGGUAGCGGCGGCCUCGGCUUGCACGAUUCCCACCGAACCUCUCUCCACCACCAUCAGCUAUCCCUUCCGUGCCCAGGUCCAGAAUGCGUCCCGCCCCGAGGUCCACAACAAGUACAUGAACCUGUUCCAGGCUGGCGGUGGUGACCAGCAUCUCUUCAUCGGCCCCGUCGGUGUGCCAACAUACGACUUGACCCUGGUCGACGGCGUCAUCAACCAUGUUCCGCAUGGCGUCCGCGCGGUCAUCGGUGGCGAGUUCUCGGAGAUUGACCACACGACCAAGCUGUUCAUGACGGGCCGUGGCGACCCCCGUGCCAUCUUCGAGCCCACCUACGCCUGCAACCCGGACACGGACGAGCUGCAGAUCGAGCUGCGCUUCGUGACCUGGCAGAACCAGCCCGCCGGCGGCUGGAUCUGCGUCCGCCACGCCUUCGACGGCGGCCACGAGUUCCGGUACUACCCGCCAGGCAACGAGCUCGUCGACCCCAACCGCGAAUGCAUCAAAGUAACGCUCGUGGUGAUCCCCACGACCGAGCUCCCUCCGCAGAGCACAACCUUCUCAACCAGCACCCUCCCGGCAACCUCCUCCUCCCCCUCAUCCUCCGCCCCGACCACCUCCCCAACAAGCGCCUACACAGACCUGACGGCGCUGGGCUUCCGCUUCGUGGGCUGCGCGCCCGAGGAGCGGUGGGCCAACGACGGCGCCUUCCGCACGCUGUCGGGCGCCUCGCAGUCGAGCGACACCACCAACACCAACGAGGCGUGCGCCGCCUUCUGCGCGGCACAGAACUUCCAGUACGCCGGCACCGAGUGGAGCCGCGAGUGCUGGUGCGGCGACGCGGUCGCGCCCACGCGCUGGCCGGCCACGACGCUGGCGAGCCUGGAGAAGUGUAACUAUAAGUGUACCGGCGAUCAGGGGCAGUACUGUGGCGGGGAUGCGUGGCUGAGUUUGUAUGAGCGUUGUGAGGCCGGGGAGGCGUGUGAGAAUGUCGUUUUUACGUGA
Messenger RNA from Chaetomium strumarium, 1286 nucleotides. RefSeq names its product WSC domain-containing protein. The record is from RefSeq and is a predicted model, not a curated record. NCBI's taxonomy places the organism in Eukaryota, Fungi, Ascomycota, Sordariomycetes, Sordariales, Chaetomiaceae. The coding region runs from base 252 to 1286 and encodes 344 amino acids. The transcript is spliced from 3 exons.